Messenger RNA from Helianthus annuus (common sunflower), 6210 nucleotides. RefSeq lists its product as uncharacterized. NCBI's taxonomy places the organism in Eukaryota, Viridiplantae, Streptophyta, Magnoliopsida, Asterales, Asteraceae. Gene Ontology annotation, biological process: DNA repair; telomere maintenance. The coding region runs from base 1895 to 4918 and encodes 1007 amino acids. The transcript is spliced from 8 exons. The record is from RefSeq and is a predicted model, not a curated record. Gene Ontology annotation, molecular function: DNA helicase activity.
GGUCAAGGUCAGAUGAAAUACAAAAGCGAAAAUAAAUGAUUCUGAAUAUAAAAGGACACCUUGACACCGUGAAUAUAAAUAUACAAUUGAAUAAAGACUCGGGUAAAAGAUGAUCUACGGGAUCAUCAUAACCUACGGGAUUGAAAGUAAUACUAAGGUCUACAGGACCAAGAAGACCUUUGGGGUCACAAAUAGGAAGGAAAGAAUUGUUGAGUCACACCUUAAAGAGGUGGAAAUCCAAAGAGAUAGUCUACGAGACUAAGUGAAGGAACCUACUGGUUAUUUAGGUUAAGCGUGAGAACUAGUUGAAACUCCCCGCAUUAAAUGAUAAUGGAAAGGAACAAAUCCUCGUAAGUAACAUUCCUAGAUAUGAGAGAAAGACGUAAGGUAGAGAAAACGUAAACUAAAAAUUUAGUUUUUAGUCAAAAGCAGCGUUCUAACAAACAUAAAUAGUAUGAAGGGAUUUGGAAAAUCUUAAACACACAUAAGGCCGGUGAUGGCAAAAUAGUAUACCCGGAUGAAGGGGUAUGAAGUGAUGGCGACUAAUUAGUCUAGCCAGUAAAACUUUUCAAAGUCAAGCAAACGUUAUGACAAAUACAAAGAGCUUGUUAAUAUAAGACAAGCGCGGGAUAAACAUGUUAACAGAUUGAUGAGACUAAGUGGUCAAGUGACAACUCGGUCAAUAAGGAUAAUGCAUAUAAGCUAAAAAUAACGGCCUGCGAGGCCUUACACAUGAAAGACGUACGCGUCCAUAUAAAUGAAAACGUUAGAUCAAAACGAACGAGUGAAUGUCUUGAAAACGAAACUAGGUUCGUUUAGUCUAAAUUAAAAGAAAUACAUAAAUAAGGUUUCGGGGACGAAACCUCAUUAAGGGGGGUAGACUUGUAACACCCCGAAAAUGAGUUUGGUAAUUAAACCCCGUUAAUACUAAAGAGCGGGUAGAAUACCGUUAGCAGAAAAGAUUAGCCUGGAAAUUAUUAGGAAUUCAAAUAAAUAAGCCUAAUAAUAAAAAAAAAGAGAGCAAACGACUUGAGAAGACAAAAGUUCAUAAGGAGCCCGAGUUAACGGGAUUUAAAAUAAAACGGGUUUUUAACUUACCGAACCUACUAAGUUGACUAGGAAUAAUUCUAACCUGGUUAGAUAGUGACUUAUGAGUGGGUUAAAACACUUAAAUUAUGAACUAAGGAAAAUGGAGGGGCCAAACUUGUUAAACUUGAAACUUGAUUUAUUAAAAACAAAUUAAAACACACCAAAUACACACAAGAGUGUGUGUCUGGUUGUUCAAACACAGGGGGCGACACAAGGGAUCCCACAAACCCUAGUUCUUCCAAAAAUCCACCAAAUUGAGAGCUCAAAUUCGUUCUAAAUCAAGUCUCAAACACAAAUUCGUGAUCUCCAUUGAAAGGGGAGUCAUAAGUUUGACUCUUGACGAGCUAGGUGAAGCUUGGAGGAGAUGAUCAAACGGGAUAAAGGCACGAGUAAGACUUGCUUGGAUGAAAGUCAUAUGUUUACAGGAACGAAUAGAAAUUUGGAUAAUUGCGUCAUCAUAGAAUAUUGAACUAAUAAUAGCAAGGCAUAAACGGGUCUAUACGUUGACUCGAGCCAGGUACAUUUUGGAUGCCGGAAGACGAUCAAGCUCAACGAAGAACCGAACACGAUAAUGAUACAUGCUUCCGCACAUUGCCUCAUCGUAAAUUUUAAACGACGAUUUCGAUCACGCUAUGUUGAAUAACUUAUGAUUUGUAAAAGUUUUAAUAAACCCGUAUUUUUAUAGUAUGUGUAGUCUUAACUACACAUCUAAUUGUUGGUAUUUACAUGUAAAACCGCUAUAUAGUAAUUAGGGUCUUACAAAAGGUUUUCUACGAAUCAAGGUAGAAACGUAUAUCCUAUUCCAAUGGUUGACUUAUCUUCCGACGAUCAUAUUAUUCCUCAACAAUUACCUGAAGAUCCAUAUAAAGGAGUUUCUAACAAUUAUUUGGAUCAUGGUGAUCAAGUAGUUGUAUGCGACAUAUGUAAUGCUAAGUUGUGGAAAGUUGAGGCCGGAAAAGGAAAGCUUUACUCCGGAAGAACAACUUAUAUGCUUUGUUGUGCUUAUGGAAAAGUACAUCUUCCUAAUUUUAAAGAGACGUGUCUGGAAUAUCAAAGUCUUUUUAAGAGUUUAGAUGACAAGAGCAAGCAUUUCUUACUGAAUAUUCGUCGUUUUAAUUCUAUGUUUUCGUUCACUUCAAUGGGUGGUAAAGUUGAUUCGAAAAUCAAUAGAGGAGAUGCUCCGUAUGUAUACCGAAUUAGUGGCGAGAAUUAUCAUACACUGGGAAGUCUUCUUCCCAAAGAAGGUGGUGAACCAAAGUUUGCGCAGCUUUACAUAUACGAUACAGAUAAUGAAGUCUGUAAUCGUAAAACCGUAUUUAGUAACUCAAACAAACCAGCAUCCGCAACUUCUAAUUUGCUUGACACUGAACUCAUAGAGUACCUUAAGGUGAUUUUAGAUUCAAAUAAUGAGCUGGUGAAAACAUAUAGACGUGUACGAGAUCGGUUUGUUGAUAAUCCUCAAGUUGACUUAAAAUUAAGGCUUAAGGCGAAUAGGUCUAAAGAUGGUCGUACAUACAACCUACCGACGUUGUCCGAAGUUGCUGCGCUUAUUGUUGGAAACAUUGAGGAAGCUCUUGAUAAUCGUGAUGUAGUUGUUGAGUCAAAGAAAGAUGGUCUACAACGUAUUAGCGAGCUUCAUCCUUGUUAUCUCGCGCUUCAGUAUCCAUUGCUUUUUCCUUUUGGUGAAGAUGGUUACCGGAUUGAUAUUCUUCAUAGAGAAGGAAGGGCAUCAACGAAGAAGAAAGAGUCAAAAUGUACAAUGAGAGAGUAUUUUGCUUACCAUGUUCAAGAUAGAGUGAAUCAUUUCUCUUUGAUUCUCAAUGCUCGAAGACUUUUGCAACAAUUCUUGGUUGAUGUAUAUACGAUGAUUGAAAGUGAACGAUUACUAUUCAUACGUAUGCAGCAAAAAAAACUGAGAUCUGAGACAUAUGAUAACCUUAAAAGGCUUGGACAAAAUGGUAAUCCAGAUAUGUCAAACGUUGGAACACGCGUACUACUACCGUCUUCAUUUACCGGUGGAUCGCGUUAUAUGAGGGAGAAUUAUUAUGAUGCGAUUGCCAUUUGCAAAUGGUUUGGCUACCCUGAUUUUUUCAUUACGAUCACUUGCAAUCCUAAAUGGCCGGAGAUUAAAAGAUUUUUAAAGGACACGAAGAUUAAUCCCGAGGAUAGGCCGGAUAUUUUAUGCCGAUUGUUCAAAAUUAAGCUUGACGCAAUCAUGAAAGACUUGCGAGAGAAAUCUUUAUUCGGCAAUGCAUCGGCAGUUGUCUAUACUAUAGAGUUUCAGAAACGAGGUCUACCGCAUGCGCAUAUCUGUCUGUUCUUACAUGACGAAAGUAAGCUUCCUUCGGUUGAGCAUGUUGACAACUUCAUUUCUGCCGAGAUACCUGACAAAAACUUAGAACCAGAUCUAUAUACUCUUGUCAGCGAGUAUAUGAUUCACGGACCUUGUGGUGUUGCAAAACCAAAUUGUCCGUGUAUGGUCGACGGUAAGUGUUCGAAGAAAUUUCCUAAGAAGUUCUGUGAUAAGACUUCUCUAGAUUCGAAUGGUUAUCUGGUAUAUAGACGAGCCGAUUCAGGUGUUUUUGUUGAGAAAUCUGGUAUUCAGCUUGAUAACAGAAGCGUGGUUCCGUAUAGCAAAACCCUAUUGAGACGUUAUCAAGCACACAUUAACGUCGAAUGGUGUAACCAGGCUACGUCCAUUAAGUAUUUGUUUAAAUACAUUAACAAAGGACCAGAUAGGGCUGAAUUUGGUUUUGUACCAAAUGGCGAUGAAGGUCAGCUUAAAGAUGGAAAAGAUGAAAUCAAAGAGUAUUACGAUUGUAGAUAUCUCUCGGCAUGCGAAGCUUCAUGGCGCAUAUUUGCAUUUGAUGUUCAUUACCACUAUCCAUCUGUAAUCAGGCUUCCGUUUCAUCUACCUGAUAAACAAAACGUUGUAUACGGCCCUGAUGACGAACUUGAUAGUGUUCUACAAAAACCUUAUGUUUCUUCUACGAUGUUUUUGGGGUGGAUGGAAAAGAACGAAAAAGAUCCGUUGGCGCGCACCCUUACUUACGUUGAGUUCCCAACUAAAUUUGUUUGGAAGAAGGAUGAAAGGAUAUGGGAUAAACGCAUAAUAGGCAAAACCAUUGGUCGUAUUCAUUGUGUGAAUCCUUCUAUGGGCGAGGCAUACUUUUUAAGAAUUCUUCUUAAUAAGGUAGUAGGUCCUAAGUCUUUUGAAGACAUUCGUACUGUAAAUGGACAAGUCUUCCCAACAUUUAGAGAUGCGUGCUACGCUAGAGGCCUUUUAGACGACGACAAGGAGUAUAUAGAAGCGAUCAAAGAGGCGUACUACACAGGUUCUGGUUACUAUCUUCAUAAUCUGUUUGCUACAAUGUUGGCGUCUAAUACAUUAUCAAAGCCUGAACAUGUUUGGGAAAACACAUGGGAGUACCUUGCGGAUGGUAUUUUAUACAAUCGGCAAAAGCUUUUGAGGAUCGAAGGUUUGUGUCUUCCAGAAGAACAAAUAAGGAACCUAACGUUGUUGGAAAUUGAGCGUUACUUAUUACGUAACAACUCAAGUUUAAGUCGGUUUUCGUCUAUGCCUCAACCCGACAGUGAAUCAAUAUAUUCAGCAGACAACCGUUUAAUUGUUGAUGAGCUUAGGUACGAUGUAAGCGCUACUGCCAUUGAAUUUGAUAAUAAUUUAAGCAGCCUAACCGAUGAGCAGCGUUUAGUGUUUGAUGAGAUAAUUGAAGCAGUUAAUAGUAAUGCGGGUGGUUUGUUCUUCGUAUAUGGGUACAGAGGUACUGGUAAGACAUUUCUUUGGAAGAACAUUAUCUGCAUCCAUUAGAUGUAAAGGCGAUAUUGUACUAAAUGUUGCAUCAAGUGGAAUCGCAUCUCUUUUGUUACCUGGUGGGCGUACUGCACAUUCAAGGUUUCAUAUACCUCUAAAUUUAACAGAAACCUCGAUGUGUUUUAUUAAACCGGAUGAUGACGUUGCUGAUUUAUUGAAGAAAACGAAAUUGAUCAUUUGGGAUGAAGCACCGAUGAAUCAUAAACAUGCGUUUGAAGCACUUGACCGAACAAUGAAAGAUAUCUUCAAAUGUGAGAUGACAUUUGGUGGACAAGUUAUGGUGUUCGGUGGUGACUUUAGACAAAUACUUCCGGUUGUACCAAAUGGGAGUAGGCGAGAUAUCGUUAAUGCUUCAAUCACGUUGUCGUAUAUUUGGAGUACUUGCAAGGUCCUUACGUUAACCAAAAACAUGAGGUUAACUGUAGGAGCCAACACAUCUGAUAUAGACGAGAUUAAAGCUUUUGCGGAUUGGUUGCUUGACUUCGGAGAGGGAAAGAUUGGCGACGGUGAUGAUUGUGAGGUGGUUAUAGAUAUUCCUGAAGAUUUGUUAAUCAAGUGCUCUGAGGAUCCUAUGUCAGAUCUGAUCGACUUUGUAUAUCCUUCGCUUCUUCAACUGUACAAAGAUAAAGAUUAUUUUGCUGAAAGAGCUAUAUUGGCACCAACGAACGAGGUUGUUCAAGAAAUUAAUGAAAAGUUGCUUGAUUCGUUUCCUGGCGAUGAAGUGGAGUAUCUGAGUUCUAAUAGUAUUUGUCAAACUGAUCAAGGAAAGAAUGAAGCAAAUGCGAGACUAUAUUCUCCCGAUGUUCUAAAUGGUUUAAAAAUUUCUGGUCUGCCUAAUCAUCGAUUAGUCCUUAAAGUUGGUGUACCUGUAAUGUUGCUUCGUAAUAUCGAUCAACAAAAUGGUUUAUGCAACGGUACGAGACUACGGAUUACUAAACUUUAUAAACAUGUUAUAGAGGCGGAGAUUAUAUCCGGAGGAAACAUAGGGACCAGAACGUUUAUUCCACGAAUUAGUUUAACACCGUCGGAUAAAAGAAUUCCUAUCAAGUUUCAACGACGACAAUUCCCUAUAAAUGUAUGUUUUGCAAUGACUAUAAAUAAAAGUCAAGGACAAUCUCUAUCGACAGCUGGAUUGUAUUUGAAAUAUCCAGUUUUCUCACAUGGUCAGCUUUAUGUUGCGUUAUCAAGAGUUAAAAGCAAAGGCGGUGUGAAGUUGCUUAUACUAGACAAAGAUGGGAAUGUAACGAGUAAAAUAAGAAAUGUAGUCUACAAGGAAGUUUUUUCCGGAA